AUGAACAACGAACAGUUUCGGAAGCUGCUAGGCGCGAACUCAACCAAGUCAUCAUCACCCAGUAAUGGAGCCACUCCAGGCAUCGCCACGCCAUCUGGCGCUGGUGCUCUGGGAUCGCGACAACGGUCAAGCAUCCCAAUGACGCCCCGGUCUGUUGGUGGCAUGAACCCUAGAAACGAGUUUGCGCGACAACUUGCUGCUAGAAAUCAAGCAGCUCAGCCCCAGAAGAAGUUCCGAUCGUCAGCGCCCAAAGGAUCCCGACUCGCCGAAGGCUACGUGGACCGAUCGAAAGAGCGGUACGAUGAAGAGGAAGACGAUCGUGCGAAAAGGAUAAAGGCGUUGGAGGAGUCACUCAAGAACGAGGAGAUUGGCAAGGAGACGUUUGAGAAGCUCCGCAACGAGAUUGCAGGAGGCGACAUCUCCAGCACGCAUCUGGUAAAGGGGUUGGACUUCAAGCUCCUGGCGAGGAUACGAAGAGGUGAAGACGUUUGGAACGACGAAAAAGACAAAGAAGAGAAGGAGGAGGCGCCCCCCGAAGAGGACAUUGAUGAAGCAUUCGACGAAUUGGAGGAGUCAGAGGUGCAAGCUAUCGAAAAGGAAACGGUCAAGAAGAAGGGCCAGAUGGCAUCUAUAGCGCUUGCACCUGGGAAAAAGAGAACACGAGACCAGAUUUUGGCGGAGAUGAAGGCUGCAAGAGCGGCUGCAAAGGCAGCGCAAGACAAUCUGGGCGACAAAUUCAGGAAGAUUGGAGCGAAGCAAAAGCCCGGAACUCGCAUUGAGCGAGACAGCAAGGGCCGCGAGGUUCUUAUCAUCGUCGACGAAGACGGUCACGAGAAGAGAAAGGUCCGAAAAGUACAACCAGGGGUAGAAGAAGAGCAGAGGAAGGAGUUCAUUCCGGAUAAGGACGCGAAGCCGCUUGGCAUGGAGGUUCCUGAAUUCUACAAGAAGCAGCAGCAGCAGGAAGCCGAGGAAGAUGACAACGAUGACAUUUUCGCCGACGCGGGAGACGACUACGAUCCGCUUGCUGGCAUGGACAGCGAUUCGGGUGAGGACGACGAAGGCGAGGUAAAGGACAAGGAGGCGAAGGAGGACGCCAAGGCAGAACCCAAAUCCGACUCGACAUCAAUGGCACCACCUCCCAAGCCAGCCGCCCCGCGCAAUUACUUCAAGGACUCCAAGACGGAGCUUAUUUCAUCACAAUCCAUCAAGGCACCCUCUAUGGAAGACCCUGCAAUCAUGGCAGCGUUCAAGAGGGCCGCACAGCUCAGAGCAGCAAACAAGGAAGAGAAUAAUGAUGAGGAUGAAGACGACGAAGAGGCCAAGGCCCGCGCGGCACGUCGCAGGAAGAUGCUGGAGUCGGUCGACCGUGAUGCCGAAGAUCUGGACAUGGGCUUUGGCACCAGCAGAUUUGAGGAUGAGGCCGACUUUGACGACCAACCAAUUAAGUUGUCUCAAUGGGGCAACGACGAUGACGACGAGGGUGGACACGGUGGCAAGACGAAGAGAAAGAGAGGUCCCAAGAAGAGAAAGGGCGACGGUAACAACGCAGCAGAUGUGUUGAGGGUCAUGGAACAGCGGAAGGCGGCGGAGAAGUCCUGA
Colletotrichum chrysophilum is the source of this 1599-nucleotide messenger RNA. RefSeq lists its product as uncharacterized. NCBI's taxonomy places the organism in Eukaryota, Fungi, Ascomycota, Sordariomycetes, Glomerellales, Glomerellaceae. Gene Ontology annotation, cellular component: nucleus. The transcript has 2 exons. Bases 1 to 1599 code for a protein of 532 amino acids. Gene Ontology annotation, biological process: mRNA splicing, via spliceosome. The record is from RefSeq and is a predicted model, not a curated record.